Molecule: messenger RNA, 27979 nt
Organism: Hylaeus volcanicus
Lineage: Eukaryota; Metazoa; Arthropoda; Insecta; Hymenoptera; Colletidae
Gene: bent
Product: twitchin
Exons: 109
Coding region: 730-27312 (8860 amino acids)
Biological process (GO): protein phosphorylation
Molecular function (GO): protein kinase activity; ATP binding; protein binding
Source: RefSeq, a predicted model, not a curated record
CGGGAUCUGCCGAGGGAUUCCUGCGCAGCCGCGAUGGAUCUGUUCGCCACCUCGAGGUGUCACGGUGGUAUUUCGUGCGGUUAGUUGGCGCGCGGGGCCCCGGUGACUAGGACGGCCAAUACAGGCGCUCCGUAUAAAAGGAGAGACAAGAGACAGGGCCGAGAACGAGCAGGAUACGCUGCAUAAACGGAGUGACGACCACACAGUGACGACGACGAAGACGACCGAAUUUAAAUUGUUAGUAAUUUAAUUUUUAUUUAUUUUUUAUUCUUGUUCGUUUACGACUACACGAGAAAGUCAGGAAAGUGCGCGAGAAUCUCGUCGACCGAGCCGCGAGCUCGACCUCAUCCCGCGAUCGCGACGUUUCGCCUGCCUAGGUGCCAGGAGUCUCUGGAGACCCAUUAAGAUUUCUAUCGCGACGUCGUGCCCGAUUUCGUAACCGGCCUCUCGGAACUUUGGAUAAUUAAGUAGCCGCCUCAAGUACAAGGAAGAGGAGGACGUUCGAGAGGAGGCGGUGGGUACCCUCGGAACCGAGGGGAGAGCACGAUAGGUUGGAUGGUGCCGCGGGUCGGCGCCGUUUGAACCAAUCCCGAGGAGGUCGGCCAGUUUUCUUCGACAGUGAAAGCGAAGAAAGCAGCCUCGACAGGGCACUCGAUCACGAAGGGAGGAAGGGUGGCUCGCCACCCGUGAAAUUAGCGGUAAAGGGAGGUGCGAAGGCGGCCCGACGCCAUGGGGGUCGCCGACGAUUUCGCGCCUAGCUUCACCCAGAAGCCGCAGCUUAGACAGGAGGACGACGGGAACCGGUUGAUCUUUGAGUGUCAGCUGGUCAGCUCGCCCAAACCGGAUAUAUCGUGGUUCCGGGGCGAGACCGAGCUCAGUCCAGAUGCCAGGACCAACUUCAGGAUACAGAGCAUCGGGACGACCAAGUUCCUGGUCGUUCUGGAGCUCGACGACGUCAUCGAGACCGAUGCUGGACUCUACAAGGUCAAGGCUAAGAACAAGAUGGGCGAGGUCGCGGCUUCGAUUAACCUUAAUUUCAGUCCUGUCGACGAGCCUAGGGAGAAACAAAUCGACGGCAUCGCGCCAACUUUUGCGAAAAAGCCUGCUAUCAGACAAGAAGACGAUGGUAAACGACUACUUUUCGAAUGUCGCAUCACAGCCGAUCCCACGCCAAAAGUUACGUGGUUUCACGAUGGAAAUAUGGUCAAAGACUCACCGAGGCAUAAGCUAACCGUCGAUAAAGAUGGCCACUCGUACUUCGCUACGCUGGAAAUAAAAAAUGUGACCGUCGAGGAUGCUGGUAAAUACAAGGUCACAGCGAAGAACGAGCUCGGCGAGUCUAACGCCACCAUUUCCUUGAACUUCGACAGCGACGAGGCGCCCGUACCCGACGACGGUAUUAAACCGACCUUCACCGAACGACCGGUAAUAAGGCAAUCCGACGACGGUAACACCAUCACCUUCGAAUGCCGCUUAGCCGGCGAUCCGAAACCGAGUGUCAAGUGGUAUCACGGUACCGAAGAGGUGAAAGAAGGAGGAAGAUUCAGCAUGUCGCUGGAACUCGAUCAGAAGCUCUACCACCUAGCGAGAUUAAAGAUCGACAACGUGGCGAAAGGCGACGCCGGCGAGUACAGAGCCGUCGCGAAGAACAAGCACGGCCAGGGAGUGGCGACGAUUAACCUAAACUUCGAAGGGGGUGACAAACUAAAAAUACCCGACGGUAAGCCGCCGCGUUUUCCGAAGAAACCGACAAUCCGACAGGAAGGCGACAUCUUGAUUAUGGAGUGUAUCCUGGAAGCGCACCCGGUGCCGGACAUAACCUGGUACCAAGGCCAGAAACCGAUCGCCGACAGCAAACGCGUCAAGAUGUCACGCAAGGCGACCGGCAAGGACACUUAUUUGCUCACGCUCGAGAUCUCGAAUCCUACCAAGGCCGACGGUGGAAAUUAUCGAUGCAACGCGUUUAACAACUUCGGCGAGAGUAACGCCAACAUCUCCCUCAACUUCCAAGAAGAAGGACCUGGUUUCGCGCCGACGUUCGUCGAGAAACCGCGUAUCAUUCCGAACGAAACCGGUACCUUGAUCACGAUGAAGUGCAAAUGCAAGGCGAACCCGAAGCCGGAGGUCACGUGGUUCCGCGGGACCAACGUCGUCAAGGAGUCUUCCAAGAUCUCUAUCAAGACGAAGACCGUCGAGGAGGACGUUUACGAAUUAAUUAUGGAAAUCAAGGAUCCUUCGGCGCCUGACGGCGGCACUUACAGGUGCCACGUGAAGAACGAAUACGGCGAAAGCAACGCCAAUCUGAACCUGAACAUAGAGGCCGAACCGGAACCGGAAGGCGACGGUCCGACCUUCGUCGAGAAGCCACGCAUACAGUCCCAGAAUCAGGGCAAACUGGUGAUAAUGGACUGCAAAGUAAAAGCGAACCCGAAGCCGGAGAUCGUGUGGACCCACGCCGGCCAGGUGGUGAAGGAGUCUUCGAAAAUCUCGAUCAGUAUUAUUCAAGAGAAGGACGAUAUUUAUUACAUUAAAUUGACAUUGAACGAUCCCAGUCCGGAGGAUUCCGGCUUGUACAAGUGCAACAUCAAGAACGACCUCGGCGAACUGAACGCCAACCUCACGCUCAACGUUGAAAUUAUACCUGUAAUCAAGGAGAAGCCAAAGGUCGUGAAGAUCGUGAAGAAGAGAACGGUCGUAGUCGAGUGUCACGUGCUCUCCAAGUUCACACCGGAUUGUACUUGGUUCAAAGAAACGCAAGCCGUCAAGCAGGAUACCAGGCACAAGGUGCACGUGGAACAAGUGAAAGAGGGAGAAUUCGCGGUGAAAUUAGAGAUCGAGCAAGUGUCGGCGACCGACAAGGGUAUCUACAAGUUGGUAGCUCGCAACGAGAAAGGAGAAGCGACCUCCCAGGUGGUGGAGGUUACGGAUAUCAUGGAGGAAGGCGAUAAGCCGAAGAUCGCGUCCGGUCUGAAGUCUGUGACGAUCGAGGAAGGCAAAACGAUCGAACUCGUCGCUAGCCUCGCGAAGCAGGAUCGCAAAGUGACCAUCCAGUGGUACAAAGACUCGACGGUAAUCAAGUCCAACAAGGACAUCAUGAUAUCCUUCAACGGUACGGACAUGAAGUUCAUCAUCACAUCCGCUACCACCUCGUUCUCUGGAACCUACAAGGUUGUCGUCAGCAAUGAGUUCGGUCAAGACGAAUCGUCCGCUCGUAUAGUGGUCAAGAAGAAGGAGGAAGAAGAGGAGGAAAAGAAGGAAGAAAAGAAGGAAGAAAAGAAGGUAGAAAAGAAGGAGGAAAAGAAAGAGGAAAAGAAAGAAGAAAAGAAGGUAGAAAAGAAGGAAGAAAAGAAGGAAGAAAAGAAAGAGGAGAAGAAAUUGGAAGUUAUUCAGAAAAAACCAGAAGAGAAGAUCGAGGAAAAGAAGGAAGCAGAAAAGAAAAAGGUGGUGCAGAAGAAGGAAGAAAAGAAAGAGGAGGCUUCGUUAAAAGCGGAGAAGACCGUGUCUCGCAAGCAGUCUAUCAGCAGAGUCGAGGAACUGCGAACGGAAAGCCGAAGGAGUUCUCUGGUGUCAACCGAGGAAAAGAUGAUAAGCGAAGAUGGCUACACUACACCACGACGCGUUUCGAUACAAAAGACCGAGGAGGAAGUGAAGUCGGAAAGUCGGCGAUCUUCGAUCGUCGAGAAGAAGAAGGUGACAGCCGAGAAGAAGCAGGAAGUCAGCGUUAAAACCAAGACCGUUGGAAAAGAGGAAACAAAGGAGGCACCUAAACCCACACAGAAGGUAGAAGAUACCAAGAAACCGGAACCCGCGAAACCACAACCCACUCCCGGUAAACCCGAGGAGGCUAAGAAAGAGGAACCCGCCACGAAACCCAAGACCACCCUCGGCAAACCCCAAGAGGCAAAGAAGGAAGAACCCGUCACAAAACCAAAGACCACCCUUGGGAAACCCGAGGAAGCAAAGAAGGAAGAACCCGUCACAAAACCAAAGACCACCCUUGGUAAACCCGAGGAGGCGAAGAAGGAAGAACCCGCUAUAAAACCGAAAACCACCCUUGGUAAACCCGAGGAGGCGAAGAAGGAAGAACCCGCUAUAAAACCAAAGGCCACCCUUGGUAAACCCGAGGCGGCAAAGAAGGAAGAACCCGCCACAAAACCCAAAACCACACUACUUGGUAAACCCGAACAGGCGAAGGCAGAGGAACAACCCAGGAAAUUCAGUCUGAAACCUGUAGCCAAGCCCGAGGAGGAAAAGAAGACUCUCAAUAAAGUAGAGCUCAAACCACAGACAAUCACCGCGGGCGAGGAGAAGUCAAGGCUGCGUAAACCACCGAAACACGAACUUAAAACCGACAGCUUUCAGGGUAUUCAACUUAAACCGGUUUCCAAGGGGCCUAAACAGCCCCAGCAGGCUGAAAAUGGCACUAUUGAGCUAAAGAAAACCGAGAAGGCCGAGAAGGUCGAGGUUAAGAAGAUGAAGACGGCCAAGACAGCAAAGGAGAGCAACUACGAGCUACCAGAGAUCCCAGACUACGAGAGGCCGGUACUGGAGAAGCCCCAGGAAUUCGACUUCGGCGAUCGCGUGGCUCGUGACAAAACCAAGCUCGACAGACCCACUACUCAGAAAUUCGAGUCUAAGCCGAAAGUGCCAGAGAUCAAAGCGCCCGAGACACCGAAGAUCGAAGUUAUCAAGGACGCGACCCCGGCUGGAAGCAGAAAGGGUUCUCUGAUACCUGGUAGCGGUACCAGCAGUCGACGUGGUUCAUUGAUACCACCCGAAGAAUUGGGUCGCAGACCCAGUCUGAUCAUCAGUGACGAGGAGAAUAGGAAGCUGCGACCAGGCGAGGUGGUGGACGAGCGCAAGUUAGGGGGAAGGUUGCGGCCCGGCGAAGUUUUCGACGCCAAGCGUCGUCGUCCGAGCGCGGACGUCAGAAGACCCAGCGUGGCGGACCUCGAGAAUAAGAUCAAUCAGCCUAGCACACCUCUUCGAGAUGUUGGACCACCGGGACCGCCUCAAAUCGUCGAUGUUCAGGAAUCAUAUUCCGCCGUCGAAGAUUCGACGGCGUACCUCACGGUGGGGGUGGAAGGUUCGCCCGCGCCCACCUUCAAGUUCUACAAAGGGAUCACCGAGAUCAUCGAAGGUGGCCGAUUCAAGUUCCUCACGGACACGGAGACCAAUACGAUCACCCUCUGCAUGAGGAAGACGAAGCCCAACGACGAGGGCACUUAUAAGAUCGUCGUGAGCAACAUCCAUGGCGAGGACUCGGCCGAAAUGCAGCUCUACGUUUCAGACGCCAGUGGUAUGGACUUCCGUGCCAUGCUGAAGAAGAGAAAGUAUCAGAAAUGGGCGAGGGAGGAGCAAGAACAGGAGAAGGUGGACUUGAAGGAGGUGGAGAAACCAAUGCCAGCGUUGAAGAAAGUGGAGAAGAAACAAGAGAGCUUCCUGAAGCCGCUCGUGGACCAGUACGCCAAGGAGGGCAAAGACAAAAAGGUCGUAUUCGAGGCGAACUUCUCGAAACCGAACUGCAAACCGAAAUGGUUCUUCAGAAAAGACGAACUGUUCCCCUCGGCCAAGUACAAAUUCAAGAACGAAGAGGAUUGCUACCAGCUCAUCAUCGUGGGUCCCAAGGUCGAGGACACCGGCAAAUACACCAUCGAAAUUUCAGGGGUUUCGAGCACUGGCUUCCUCAAUGUCGAGGAACCGGAUCCGACCUACACGUUCACCAAACCACUCUCGAAGAAGACGAGUGGUUUCACCAAGCACGAAGUCUUCAUGGAGUGUACCGUCAGCUCCAAUCUUGCUCAAGUUUCGUGGUACAAAGGAAAGACGAAGCUCGAGGAUGGCGACAAUAUCAGUAUAUCGAAGGACAUGACUGGCGUCUGCCGAUUGACCAUUAAGAGCGCCACGCUCGAGGACAGCGGCGAAUAUAUUUGUAAACUCAACAAGCAACCCGACAAGACUGAAACUGUCCUUACCGUCGUCGAGUAUCCUUACAAAUUCGUGAAGGUACUGAAGUCCCAGCAGCUCGUAGAAAAGGAGACGCUGACUCUGCUCUGCGAGUUGGACGACGAGGGUGGCGAAGUGAAAUGGUUCAAGGGUGACCAGGAAAUAGUACCCGACAAGAGGGUACAAAUCAAGGAAGAAGGCAGGAAGAGGAAGCUCAUUAUCAAGGACGUGAAAGUCACGGAUGCUGGCCAAUACUCGUGCGUGAGCAACGCCGACAAGACAGAAGCUGAAAUAGUCGUAAACUACGCGAAUCGUUUCAACAAGAAAUUGAAGGACACCCUGGCCGUGGAAAGAGAGAAGUUGGUGUUGGAUGUGGAGCUACAGGACCAGACUGCUCCAGCCGAGUGGAAGUUCAAUGGCGAGCCGAUCAAGCCCAGCGAUCGGGUGGAGAUCAAGAAUCUGGGAGGUGGCAAGCACCAGUUGGUCUUCAACAGCGUAGAGAUGACCGACGAUGGUGAGAUCACCUGCGAAAGUGGACAGCUAUCGAGCAGCUGCAAACUCACGGUCAAGAAGGGCGAGAGCAAGCCCAUCGUCGAAGUUCCUGACAAGGUCGAGGGUCCUUGCAGCGCACCGAUCGUCUUCGUUGUUCCUUUCAAGAUCGAGGGCACGAAGCAAAGCCAGGUAGAAGCCAAGCUGAUGAAAGACGGCAAACCGUUGCCGUUGAAGGAGGUCGAGGUGGUGGUUGGCGAGGACAAGAUCACGUUCAAGGUCAAGAAACCAUCUCGUGACCAAUCUGGUAUUUACCAAGUGAAGAUUGGCAACAACCAAGGCGAGGAAGUCAAGGAUGUAAACAUUGUCAUGCAAGACGUGCCAGCACCACCCACGGACGUCGACGUGAACGAGAUCUUCCAGAACUCUUGCGUGGUGUCCUGGAAGCCUUCGAAGGACGACGGUGGAUCGCCCAUCACGAAGUACGUGAUCGAGCGUCUCGAUCUCAGCUUGAAGUCGCAAUGGGACAGCGUCGGCGAGGUGAUGCCUGGCGAGAAGUGCGUCUACAAAGUCGAGGACCUCGUCGCGAAGAAGGAGUACAAGUUUCGCAUCCGGGCGGUGAACAAGCUCGGCUCCAGCGAGCCAGCGAUGUUCGCGAAACCAGUGCUCGCGAAAGAUCCAUGGGACGAGCCUGGGAAACCAACGAACGUGGACGUGACCGACUGGGACAAGGAUCACGCCGACCUGAAGUGGACGAAGCCUGAGAACGAUGGCGGAGCGCCGAUCACGGGUUAUAUAAUCGAAUACAAAGAGAAAUUCGGCAAGGAAUGGGUGAAGGGGAAAGAGAUCCAAGGCGACGUGACCGAGGCGACCAUCGACGGUCUGAAAGAAGGCACCCAAUACGAAUUCAGGAUCAGAGCAGUGAAUAAAGCUGGUCCUGGCGAACCUUCCGACGCCACGAAACCGAUCAUAGCCAAGAGCCGUUUCGUCAAACCGUUCAUCGUUGGCGAGGGCUUGACCAAUCUCAUCGUGAAGAAGAGUCAAGUGAUCAAGUACGACAUCAAGUACGACGGCGAACCGGAGCCAGAGGUACACUGGUUCCUUGGAACCAAGGAGCUCGUCCAAGACUCUGCCGAAAGAAUCACGAUCGACAAAUACGAAAGGAAUACCGUGCUCACCGUGAGAAAAACCACCAGGCCGGAUUCAGGAAAAUACAAGCUGGUCCUGUCGAACAGCUCCGGAACGUGCGAGAGCGUCGCAGACGUUGUUGUCCUUGAUAAACCAUCCAGUCCGAAAGGACCGCUGAAAGUGGAGGAGGUGCGUUCAGAUCACGUGAAAGUGAAAUGGCAGAAACCCGAGGACAACGGCGGUACAGACAUCACCGGUUACGUUCUGGAGAAAAUGGACAUGGAAACGGGACGAUGGGUCCCCGCUGGUGAAGUUGGACCCAACGAAGACAGCUUCACCUUCAGCGGCCUAACUCCCAAAAAGAAGUACAAGUUCCGCGUGAAGGCCGUCAACAAGGAGGGCGAAUCCGAACCACUCGAGGUGGACGAAGCCAUUCUUGCCAAGAAUCCUUACGACGAGCCUGGCAAGCCUGGCAAGCCACAAAUAUUCGACUACGACAACGUCAGCGUGUCCUUGAAGUGGGAUAAGCCAGAGACCGAUGGAGGAAGACCGAUCACUCACUACACCGUCGAGAUGAAGGACAAAUUUUCACCAGAUUGGGUCGAGGUAGCGAAAACUGCCGACGCCAAUCCAGAGGCAAAGGUGGAGGGUCUGAAGGAAAAGAUGGUCUAUCAGUUCCGAGUCCGCGCCCACAACAAAGCAGGUCCUGGUUCGCCUAGCGAGCCCACGGACAACCAUCUCUGCAAGCACAGAAACCUGAAACCGAGGAUCGACAGGAGCAACUUCAAAUCGGUGAUCAUCAAGGCUGGUCGCACGCACAAGUGGUCCGUCGACAUCACCGGCGAACCGCCUCCAGAAGCCAAAUGGAUCUGGAGAGACAACAUCCCUCUGACGAACACGGAACGCAUCAAGAUCGAGAACGUCGAUUAUCAUACAGACUUUACGAUCGUUAACGCGAUGCGCAAGGACACUGGGAAGUACACCCUCAUCGCCGAGAACGCCAACGGCAAGGACGAGGAGACUGUGGAGCUCACUGUUCUUGGAAAGCCAGACGCACCGAAAGGCCCGUUGCAAGUGACGGACGUCACCGCCACAUCCGCCAAAGUGAAGUGGGAGAAACCAGAGGACGACGGCGGUGUUCCUAUAAAAGAAUACGAGAUCGAGAAGCUGGAUACGAAGACUGGCAAGUGGGUCAGAGUGGGCAAGGUCCCGGGGAACUCGCCGUUGACGGAGUUCGAGGUGACUGGAUUAAACCCUGGCAGCGAAUACAAGUUCCGCGUUACCGCGGUUAACGACGAGGGCGAUUCCGAACCUCUCGAGAGCGAACGCCCUAUCAUCGCGAAGAAUCCAUACGACGAACCCCACAAGCCUGGAACGCCAGAGAUCACCGACUACGACAACGAGUCCAUAAGUCUGAAAUGGACCGCGCCAGACUUCGAUGGCGGAGCACCGAUCGAGAAGUACAUCAUCGAGAAGAAAGAUCGCUACAAGCCGGACUGGGAGAAAGCCAUGGAGGUGCCCGGAAACCAGCUCGAGGCUAAGGUUGCCGACUUGAAGGAACGCGGAGAGUAUCAGUUCAGGAUCAUCGCGGUGAACAAGGCUGGCCCAUCUCCUCCGUCCGACGCCUCGAGAAUGCAGAUAUGCAAACACAAGGCUCUGAAACCGAGGAUCGAUCGCACAAACUUGAAACCGAUUACGGUGCGCGCUGGCAAGAUGAUCAAGUACGACGUGGACGUCCGUGGCGAACCACCGCCAGAGAUCACAUGGUAUCACGCCAACAUGGCGGUGAAGACCGAGGAGAACAUCGAAAUCGUUAACGUCGACUACAACACCAAGAUCACCAUCAGCGACUGCCUGCGCAAGAACACCGGGGUGUGGAAAAUAAAAGCUGUGAACCCACACGGCGAAGACGAGGCUGAAGUGGAAGUUACGAUUCUUUCCGCUCCUGGUAAACCAAAGGGCCCUCUGAAGGUAUCAGACGUGACGAAGGGCGGAUGCAAGCUGAAAUGGGGAAAACCAGAGGACGACGGCGGCAAGCCCGUCACCAGCUACCAAGUCGAGAAGCUCGACAAGGCCACGGGAAGAUGGGUCCCAGUCGGACGCACCUCGGACACCGAAAUGGAUAUCAAAGGUCUCCAAGAAGGCCACGAAUACGAAUUCAGGGUCAAGGCCAUCAACGAAGAAGGCGAAUCCGAACCACUGGUCACCGAUAGCACGACUCUUGCAAAGAAUCCUUAUGACGUAGCCAGUAAGCCUGGUGUACCAGAAUUCGAGGAUUGGGACGUGGAUCGCGUCGACCUGAAAUGGGAACCGCCCAAAGAUAGCGGCGGAGCAGCCAUCACGGGCUACAUCAUCGAAAUGAAAGAGAAACCGUCCACCCAGUGGCAGGAAGCAACGGUGACCGAAUCGCCUCAACCAAAAGGACGCGUUACAGGCCUGAAGAAGGGCUCGGUUUACCAAUUCCGUGUUCGCGCUGUGAACAAGGCUGGACCAUCCGAGCCCAGCGAUUCGACCAAACCGCACACCGCAAAGGCGCGACACCUGAAACCACACAUCAACCGCGACAAACUGCAGUCGAUCAAGGUAAGAGCAGGUCAAGCGGUGAGACUGGAAGUCGACGUCGAAGGUGAACCACCUCCAACCGUCACCUGGAACUUCGCUGGAGCGGUUCUGCAGACCGGAGCAAACGUCAAGAUUGAUAACGAAGAUUACCUGACGAAGAUCCACCUGACGGACACCAGUCGCAAGCUCAGCGGCAAAUACACCAUCAAAGCCGUAAACGAUUCGGGUCAAGACGAGGCUGACGUCGAGAUCAUCAUCCUCGACAGACCUGGAAAGCCCGAGGGUCCGCUGGAGGUGACCGAUGUCCACAAAGAGGGAUGCAAGCUAAAGUGGAGCAAGCCAAAGGACGAUGGCGGUCUGCCUCUGUCCAGUUACAUAAUCGAAAAGAUGGACGUGACAACGGGUCGAUGGGUGCCCGCUGGUAUCUGCGAUCCCGACAAAACAGAGCACGCGAUCACCGGCUUGGAACCUGGUAAAAAGUACGAGUUCCGAGUCAAGGCUGUGAACGAGGAAGGCGAGUCGGAACCUCUGCAGACGGACACUGCCAUCGUCGCUAAGAAUCCGUAUGAUCCUCCUGCCGCACCCGGUCUCCCAGAGAUCGUAGACUGGUCCGAGAACAUGGUAAAACUCAAGUGGGAACCGCCGAUAAGAGACGGUGGCGCACCUAUUACCGGAUACAUCAUCGAAAUGAAAGACAAGCUUGGCACUACCUACGUGAAGGCUGCCGAGGUCGAAGGACCUAAAUGCGUGGGAACGGUAACCAGAUUGGUAGAAGGAAACCAAUAUCAGUUCAGGGUCCGAGCCGUCAACAAAGCUGGCCCUGGUGAACCUAGCGAGCCUACCAAUCCUCACACUGCCAAGGCUCGUUAUCUGAAACCGUAUAUCGACCGUACCAACCUGCAGCCUAUAACUGUGAAAUGUGGUCUCACCAUGACCUUGGACGUGAACAUCAUCGGAGAACCGCCUCCAGAUGUAACCUGGGUGUUCAAAGACAAGGAGCUCGUUUCCGACGACACGCUACGUAUCGACAAUAUCGAUUACAACACCAAAUUCGUCAUGUUGAAAGCGAAACGAGUUCACAGCGGAAAGUACGUCAUCAAAGCGAAGAACGAAGUGGGCGAGGACACGGCCGAGAUCGAGAUACUGGUUAUCGGUAAACCGAGCAAGCCGAAGGGUCCCCUGGAGGUGUCCGACGUGAACAAGCACGGCUGCAAGCUGAAGUGGGAGAAACCCGAAGAUGACGGCGGCGUGCCCGUCGAGUACUACGAAAUCGAGAAACUGGACCCCCUAACUGGACAAUGGAUCCCAUGCGGAAAGUCCGUCGAACCGGAAGCCACGGUGACGGGACUCCAGGAGGGGAAACCCUACAAAUUCCGGGUGAAGGCGGUGAACAGAGAGGGCGAAUCCGACGAGCUGGAGACCGAGAAGUCCAUCGUCGCCAAGAAUCCAUUCGACGAACCUGGGAAACCCGGCCGUCCAGAAAUCAAGAACUGGGACAAGGACUUCGUUGACCUGGAAUGGGCGCCACCAAAGGACGACGGCGGUGCACCCAUCGAGAAGUACAUCAUACAGAUGAGAGACAAGGAAGGUAGACAGUGGAUAGACGUUGCAAAGGUCCAAGGAGACCGCACCGUCGCCAAGGUCACCGAUGGCAUCGAGGAAGGCCACGAAUACGAAUUCAGAGUCGUAGCUGUCAACAGAGCUGGACCUAGCGAACCCAGUGACACUUCCAGGAGUGUUGUCGCCAAACCACGGUUCUUGGCUCCACGCAUCGACCGCAAGAAUCUCCAGAAGAAAGUAAUGCGAGUGGGACAGCUGCUCCGUAUCGAGGCGGACAUACAAGGCGAACCGCCUCCAACUGUCACGUGGAAGCUCAAAGACACCGUCCUGAAGACCAUGGAGCGUCUCAAGAUCGAGAACGAGGAGUACCACACCACUUUCAUUAUUACCAAAACCCAGAGAUCCGAUACCGGCACGUACACCGUUAUCGCAAAGAACGACAGCGGCACCGAUCAAGUGGACGUUGAGAUCCAGGUUCUGAGCAAACCCAGCAAACCGAAGGGACCUCUGGAGGUGUCCGACGUGACCGCGGAGGGAUGCAAACUGAAAUGGGACAAGCCAGACGACGAUGGCGGCGAGCCGGUGGAUCACUACGUGAUCGAGAGGAUGGACGUCGAUACUGGAAGAUGGGUACCCUGCGCCACGAGCAAAACUCCGGAAGCUGACGUCACUGGCCUCAACGAAGGCAAGGACUACAUGUUCCGCGUGAAGGCUGUGAACUCCGAGGGCGAAUCUGAGCCCUUGGAAACGGCAAUUCCGACCACGGCGAAGAAUCCUUACACCGAGCCAGAAGCACCUGGCAAACCAGAUCUGAAAGACUGGUCUAAACAUCACGUGGACCUGAAAUGGAAAGCUCCGAAGAACGACGGCGGAGCACCGAUAGAGAAGUAUAUAAUCGAGAAGAAAGACUCGUACGGUAAAUGGCAGAAAGCAGCGGAGGUGCCUGGAAACAAGACCGAGGGACGCGUGGAGGACCUCGUCGAAGGACAAAAGUAUCAGUUCCGCGUGAAGGCGGUGAACAAGGGCGGUCAGAGUAAACCUAGCGAGCCAAGCGACAGCUUGGUCGCCAAAGAUCGCUACGCCGCGCCUAGAAUCGAUCGCACGAACAUGAAGGACAUCACUGUCAAGGCUGGCAGUCACAUUCGCGUGGACGUGAAGGUGUCCGGUGAACCGCCUCCAACGAAGACGUGGUACCUCAACAAGGCCAAACAGGAAACCGGUGGUAUUUUAUCCAUCGAACUGGAGGACUACAGAACGAAGUACAUAGUGAUGUCCGCCAGCAGAGCUCACUGUGGCAGCUUGACCCUGAAGGCGGAAAAUAGCUCCGGAAAAGACGAAGCCACGAUCGAGGUUCUGGUGCUGGACAAGCCUGGAAAACCGGAAGGUCCUCUCAAAGUAUCCGACGUGCACAAGGAGGGAUGCAACCUCAAGUGGAACCCGCCCCUAGACGACGGUGGUUCACCCCUGGAUCACUACGUGGUCGAGAAAAUGGACACGGAGUCCGGGAGGUGGAUUCCAGUGGGACGCACGAAGGAACCCAACAUGGCCGUGGAAAAUCUGGUGCCUGGUCAGGAGUACAAAUUCCGAGUUUCCGCUGUGAAUGCGGAGGGUGAAUCGGAACCUUUGGAAACUGACCACGGAAUCGUUGCGAAGAAUCCGUUUGACGAACCAGGCCCGCCUGGUCGUCCAGAGGCAACCGAUUGGGACAAGGAUCAUAUCGAUCUAAGAUGGACUCCACCAUUGACCGAUGGUGGAUCUCCAAUCACCGGAUACGUGAUCGAGAAGCGCGAAAAAGACGGGCCACGUUGGAUAAAGGCUCUCGAGACCGGGCCUGAAUGCAAAGGACGCAUCGACAACCUCGACGAGGGCGUUGAGUACGAGUUCCGAGUGAAGGCCGUCAACGCAGCCGGUCCUGGCCAACCAUCGGACGUCAGCAAGCCCAUCACAGCCAAGAGCAGACGACUUCCACCGAAGAUCGACAGGAAGAACUUGCGCGACAUCACGGUACGCGAGAACGAAGCGUUCCACUUCGACGUGAAGAUCAUCGGCGAACCGCCGCCGGACGUCACGUGGGUCCUCAACAACAAGAGCAUACAAGUGACGACCUACCGUCGCAUACAAAACGUUCCGUACAACAGCAAGUUCUUCAACGACAAACCCGAGCGCAAGGACAGCGGUUUGUACAAGAUCACAGCGGUGAACCAGCACGGAUCUGACACCGCUGACGUCGAAGUCACCGUUGUCUCUAAGCCUGGCAAGCCCGAAGGUCCGCUCGAGGUGUCCGACAUCCACAAAGAGGGUUGCACGCUGAAAUGGAAGAAGCCGAAAGACGACGGCGGCGAGCCCAUCGAGGGUUACGUCGUGGAGAAGUUCGAUCCAGAGACCGGUGUCUGGUUACCGGUUGGUAAGACGAUGGGACCGGAAAUGAAGGUGGAAGGACUGACGCCUGGACACGAGUACAAGUUCCGAGUGAAGGCGCUCAACAAGGAAGGAGAGUCGGAACCUUUGGAGACUUUCAGCUCGAUCGUGGCUAAGGAUCCAUUCACUGUCCCAAGCCCUCCGGGAGCACCGGAACCGGUCGACUGGACCGCCAACCAGGUUGAUCUCACCUGGAAGGAACCGGUCAGCGACGGAGGAUCGCCAAUUACAGGGUACAUCAUCGAGAAGAAAGACAAAUACAGCACAAUGUGGGAGAAAGCUCUGGAAAUCGAGACGCCAACCACGAAGGCCCUCGUCCACGGUCUCAUCGAGGGCAACGAUUACCUGUUCCGCGUGAUCGCUGUGAACAAGGCCGGCCAAUCGGAGCCUGGCGACGCCAGCAAAACGUUUACGGCUAAACCGCGCUUCUUGGCACCCAAGAUCGAUCGACGCAAUCUGCGGGAUGUCACUCUCUCGGCCGGUUCGCUGCUGAGAUUCGACGCGAACGUGAUCGGUGAACCACCGCCGCACAUCGAAUGGCGAUACGGCGCGAUCCCGCUGCACUCCGACAGAAAAGUGCAGAUCGACAAUUCCGACUACAGCACCAAGUUCAGUAUUCGUCCCGUGUCCCGCGACGACAGCGGCGAUUACCACGUAACAGCCAGCAAUUCGUCCGGAAGGGACUCCGUCACCAUACAGGUCGUAGUGACAGACAAACCGAUGCCUCCCGAAGGACCUCUUCAAGUGACCGACGUCCACAAGGAGGGAUGCAAACUGAAAUGGAAGAGACCCAAGGACGAUGGCGGCACUCCCAUCGAAUACUACCAGGUGGACAAGAUGGACCCAGAGACCGGAUGUUGGGUAUCCUGCGGUCGAUCCACGGAGCCUAACUUGGAGGUGACAGGAUUGACACCAGGCAAGGAAUACUUGUUCCGCGUCAGCGCAGUGAACGCUGAGGGAGAGUCGAAGCCUCUGGAGGCGGAACAGGCGAUCCUAGCCAAAAAUCCAUUCGACGAACCAGGCAAACCAGGCGACCUGCGCGCCACAGACUGGGACAAGGAUCACGUCGAUCUCGCCUGGACUCCGCCGGCGAACGACGGCGGCUCGCCAGUCACUGGGUACAUAAUCGAGAAGAAAGACAAGUACGGCGAAUGGGAAAAGGCCGUCGAAGUGCCCGCGGACGAGACCUCCGCUACCGUUCCCGACUUGAUAGAAGGCCAACCGUACGAGUUCCGCGUGCGAGCCGUAAACAAAGCCGGCCCCGGCGAGCCAUCGGAUCCGACGCCAACGAUCAUUGCCAAGCCGCGAAACCAAGCGCCGCGCAUCGAUCGCACGAACUUGGUGGAGGUCAGAAUCAAAGCCGGUCAGAACUUCAGCUACGACGUAAAGGUUACCGGCGAGCCACCUCCGACCACGAAAUGGACGUUGAACAAGCGGGAGGUGAGACCCACCGAACGCAUCAAGGUGAAGCACGUGGACUACAACACAAGUUUGAGCGUCCGAAACGCUACCAGAGCGGACUCCGGCAAGUACGUGCUCACUGCCGAGAACAUAAACGGCACGGACGAGGAGGUGGUCAAGGUAACCGUUCUGGACAUACCGAGCCCGCCUGAAGGACCGCUCAGAGCGUCGAACGUCCACGCGGAAGGAUGCAAAUUGAACUGGAAGCCUCCAGAGGACGACGGCGGCCAGCCCGUCGAGAAGUACAUCGUGGAGAAAAUGGACGAGACCACCGGUCGAUGGGUACCCGCAGGAGAAACCGAUGGACCCGAAACGUCCCUCGACGUGGAAGGACUCACUCCUGGUCACAAGUACAAGUUCAGGGUUCGGGCAGUCAACAAGCAAGGCAAAUCGGAACCGCUCGCGUGCAUGCAAACCGUCGAAGCGAAGAAUCCGUUCGACGAACCAGGAAAGCCUGGCACGCCUACCGUCAGCGACUACGACUCGGACUUUGUCGAACUGCAAUGGAAACGUCCGGAAGAGGACGGUGGUUCGCCUAUUACCGGCUACAUCAUAGAGAAACGAGACAAGUACAGUCCCACUUGGGAGAAGUGCGCCGAAGUCGAAGGCGACGUGAACCGUGGAAAGGUCAACGACCUCGUCGAAGGCACCCACUACGAGUUCCGGGUCAGGGCGGUCAACAAAGCCGGUCCUGGCGAACCAUCCGAUGCUUCCAAAUCGCACUUGGCGCGACCUAAGAACCUUCCGCCGAAGAUCGACAGGAACUACAUGCUGGACGUGAAAGUGAAGGCAGGCGGUUUCUACGACUUCGACGUCCCCGUGACCGGCGAACCGCCUCCAUCCAAGACGUGGUCGUUGAAGGGCGUAUCGGUAAUGGCGGACGAUCGCAUCAAGAUCGUGAACGAGGAUUACAACACCAAGGUUCGUGUGAUGGAAGCCAGACGUUCCGAUUCGGGAGUCUACACCCUGGAGGUGAAGAACAUCAACGGCAGGGACGCUGCCACGUUGAACGUGAACGUCCUGGAUGUACCAUCUCCCCCCGAGGGACCGCUGAAGAUAGACAACGUGACGAAGAACGGCUGCAACCUGAAGUGGCGUCCACCGAAAGACGACGGCGGCUCGGAAAUUCAGUAUUACCAGGUCGAGAAGAUGGACACGGAGAACAUGCGUUGGGUGCCGGUGGCGGAAGCCUCGUCGACUUCCGCUCACGUGGAUCACCUGAUCGAGGGACACGACUAUCAGUUCCGCGUGCGUGCCGUGAACAAGCAGGGAGAGUCGGCGCCGCUCACUGGAAUGGACACCAUCACUGCCAAGGACCCGUAUGAUAAGCCAGAUAAACCUGGGGCACCAGUCGCCACCGAUUGGGACAAAGAUCACGUCGAUUUGGAAUGGGCACCGCCCAAGAAAGACGGCGGAUCACCCAUCACGGGUUACAUCAUCGAGAAGAAACCGCGAUUCGGACAGUGGGAGAAGGCCGUGGAAGUGGAGGGCAACAAGACGAACGUCAGAGUUCCCGACUUGGUCGAGGGACAGGAGUACGAGUUCAGAGUGAUCGCCGUCAACAAGGCUGGACCUGGAGAACCAUCCGAGGCCUCGUCUCCCAUCGUCGCGAAACCACGAUUCCUUGCCCCGUCGUUCGACCCGCACGCGAUGAGCGACUUGACUGUACGAGCUGGCCAGAAGAUCAGCUACAUCAUUCCGAUCCAGGCGUCACCCAAGCCUACAGCCACGUGGACCUUGGACGGAGCGAUAAUCAUGGCCGACUCUCGCCACGAGAUGUACACCACUAACACAGAGACCACAUUCGAGAUCCAGUUCUCCGUGCGCUCGGAUACAGGUCGAUACGCGUUGACUUUGCAGAACGAGCAUGGAAAGUUCAGCGCGAACGCGAGGGUCACCGUCCUGGACAGACCUUCGCCGCCUCAGAAACCACUGGAGAUCAGCAACAUCACCAAGGAAGGUUGCCACCUGGCCUGGAGGCAUCCAUUGGACGACGGUGGCAGUCCAAUUUUGCACUACGUCGUCGAGAAGAUGGACUUGUCUCGAGGCACCUGGUCCGAUGCCGGCAUGAGCAUGAUACUCAGCCACGAAGUAGCUAGGUUGACCCAUCGCAAGGAAUAUCUGUUCCGCGUGAAGGCCGUCAACACCAUCGGAGAAUCCGAUCCUCUGGAGGCGUCCAAGAGCAUCGUAGCUAAGAACGAAUUCGACGAGCCUGAAGCACCUGGCAGACCACAGAUCACAGACUGGGACAAGGACCACGUCGACUUGCAGUGGCCAGCGCCGACCAGCGACGGUGGUUCUCCGCUAACUGGAUACAUUAUUCAGAAGAAAGAGAAAGGUAGCCCUUACUGGGUGAACGCGGUCCACGUUCCUCCGAAUCAAACGAACACAACCGUUCCGGACUUGACGGAGGGACAGGAGUACGAAUUCCGCGUGAUAGCCGUGAACGCUGCUGGACAAUCCGAACCAUCGGAGCCCAGCGAUCUCAUCACCGCCAAGCCUCGCUACCUGGCGCCAAAGAUCAAGACGCCCUUGCAAGACAUUCGAAUCAAGGCUGGACUCAUCUUCCACGUCGACAUCGACUUCGUCGGCGAACCCACUCCGGAGGUCACGUGGACAGUUGGAAGCAAAUCGUUGGAGACUACGAACAGAACAACCGUCACCUCGAUCGGCUAUCACACUAUCGUUCACACGGUGAACGCCCAGAGAUCCGAUUCCGGAUUGUACCACUUGCUGCUGAAGAACAGCAGCGGCAUAGACGAGGGUAGCUUCAACGUGAUCGUCCUUGAUAGACCAGGACCACCAGAGGCGCCUCUGGAGUACGAGGAAAUCACGAGCCAAUCGGUCACCUUGUCUUGGAAGCCGCCCAAGGACAACGGCGGUAGCGAGAUCACUGGAUACGUGAUCGAGAAACGAGACUUGACACACGGCGGUGGCUGGGUUCCUGCAGUGACACACGUGAAUCCCAAAUACAACCAUGCCACAGUACCGAGGUUGCUCGAAGGUACCACCUAUGAGUUCAGAGUGAGCGCCGAGAACCUUCAAGGUCGUUCCGAGCCGCUAACCACCGACCGCUCCAUCGUCGCCAAGAACCAAUUCGUCGCGCCUGGACAGCCUGGCAAGCCAGAAUUAGUAGACGCCGACAAGGAUCACAUCAAGAUCAAGUGGUUGGCGCCGAUCAGCAACGGAGGAUCGAAGAUAAUCGGUUACGACGUGGAGAGACGCGAUCGCGCGACCGGUCGUUGGUUAAAGGUGACCAAGGAGCCCACCAAGUACGCGGAAUACUACGACGACCACGUAACCGAAGGUCACGCGUACGAGUACCGAGUCACGGCCAUAAACGCCGCUGGAUCUGGAAAGCCUAGCGACACGUCGUCGGUCUUCAUCGCGAAACCGAUGAAAGAGAAGCCGAAAUUGAACCUGGACGCGCUCAUCGGACGCAAGAUCAAGGUCCGUGCCGGUGAACCAAUUAACGUUAACAUUCCACUGACCGGCGCGCCGACUCCCACCAUCGAAUGGACCAAGGAUGCAAGGCCUCUCUUGGAAACUCUUCGAAUUACGACCGAGACGAAGAGCGACCGUACGAACCUGUCGAUCGAGAAAUCGGUCCGAGAGGAUGGCGGACUGUACGUGAUCACAGCAUCGAACGAGCACGGAAGAGAUUCGGCGGAUAUCGAGGUGAUCGUGGUGGACAGGCCCGGACCACCUCAGGGUCCGCUCCAGUACACCGGUACGACGCAAGAUACCGUGUCUCUGUCCUGGAACAAACCUCUGGACGACGGUGGAUCCGACAUUACCAACUACAUCGUGGAAGUGUCGGACGUCGGAGCCGAUAACUGGCGGCAAACGCCUGGAUACUGUCCGCGAACCAGCUACACCGCCAAAGGACUCACCGAGGGUAAGAAGUACAUCUUCAGGGUCCGAGCCGAAAACAUGUACGGCGUUUCGGAGCCCCUGGAAGGCAAACCAGUCGUCGCCAAGAGCCCGUACGAUCCACCGGAUGCCCCCAGCCAGCCUGAAAUCCUCGGGUACACUCCCAACAGUUGCAGUCUCUUCUGGAAUCCACCUCUCAACACCGGUGGCAAGCCCAUCACUGGAUAUUACGUGGAAAGACGCGAGCGUGGCGGCGAAUGGCUCAAAGUCAACAACUAUCCGACUCCGAAUACAACCUUCACCGUCCAAGACCUACACGAAGGCUCUAAAUACGAAUUCAGAGUCAUCGCUGUCAACGAAGCCGGACCUGGCGCGCCUAGCAAGCCCACCGAGCCGAUCACUGCUGGACACCAACGUCUGCGUCCCGAUGCUCCCGAACCACCGAAGCCCGAUAGAAUCACCAAGGAUUCGGUGACCCUCAGCUGGCGUCCGCCACGCAGCGACGGCGGUGCCAAGAUCAGAGGAUACAUAAUCCAAAUGAAGACCAGAGCUCAGGACGAAUGGGACGACGUGAACGGCGCACCGAUACCAACGAACGUUUACACGGUGCCGAAGCUUACCGAGGGCGAGGAGUACCUCUUCAGGGUGAUCGCCGUGAACGACGUCGGGAGAAGCGACCCCAGCAGACAGAGCAAUCCGAUCGUCAUCGAGGAACAGCCCAACAAACCGGUCAUGGACCUCGGUGGAGUUCGCGACAUCACCGUUCGUGCUGGAGAAGACUUCUCCAUUCACGUACCUUACAUCGGCUUCCCCAAACCCACCGCCACGUGGUUCGCCAACGACGUCGUCAAGGAUGAAACGGACUCGCGCGUCCACCAACAGUUGGCCGACGAUUUUGCUAGUCUCGUGGUGAAGAAUUCGAAACGCUCGGAUGGAGGACAAUACCGACUCCAGCUGCGCAACUCUUCAGGCUUCGACACGGCCACCGUGAACGUUAAGGUUCUCGACCGACCCAAUCCACCGGUGAACCUUCACGCCGACGAAUUCGGCGGAGAUGCACUAACGUUGUUCUGGAACCCGCCGAAAGACAACGGCGGUGCGGACAUCACCAACUACGUCGUCGAGAAGCGAGAACCGAAGGGCACAUGGUCCAAGGUGAGCAGCUACGUCACGACGCCGUUCGUUCGAGUGAGGAACCUGACGGUAGGAAGCAUGUACGAGUUCCGAGUGAUGGCUGAGAAUCAGUACGGCACGUCUGAUCCGGUCACAACGAUGGAUCCGAUCAAGGCCAGACAUCCGUUCGAUCCACCAGGCGCUCCCGGAGCACCGAGAGGCGUCGAAACGACCGAAGACAGCAUCACGAUCACAUGGACCAAGCCUCGCCACGACGGAGGAUCUCCUAUCCUCGGAUACGUUAUCGAGAAGCGUCUGUUGAGCGAGGACAAGUGGACCAAAGCCACCCCGUCUCUCGUUCACGAGACUACUUACAGGGUGACCGGGCUCAUCGAAAAUCACGAUUACGAGUUCCGCGUAGCUGCAGAAAACGCUGCCGGCCGUGGGCCAUACAGUUCCAACUCCGAAGUGAUCAGAGCUAGCGCGCAACCUUUCCCACCGAGGAUCACGUCAGACCUCAGCAUCCGCGACAUGACGGUGAUCGCUGGAGAACCAUUCACGAUAACGGUUCCAUUCAACGCCAAUCCGAGGCCGAGACCCAGCUGGUCCAUCAACGGCGAAGAGGUUCUCACGGGAGACAGAAUCAAAUUCGACACCACGGACAUCGCCUCGCAAUUCAUCAACAAGAAGGCCAAGAGGUCCGACACGGGAUCGUACACCAUCUAUCUCACAAACACCGUCGGCACCGACUCUGCCUCCUGCAAGGUUCUCGUUGUCGACAAACCGUCUCCGCCUCAAGCUCCUCUGGACAUCUCCGAUAUCACCCCGGAAACUUGCUCGCUGUCCUGGAAACCUCCCUUCGACGAUGGUGGCUCACCUGUCACGAACUACAUCGUCGAGAAACUGGACCCUGCUGGCUACUGGGUGAAGCUGAGCAGUUUCGUAAGGAACACCCAUUACGACGUGUUCGGCCUCGAACCAAACCGCAAGUACAACUUCCGCAUCCGCGCGGAGAACCAGUACGGAAUAUCGGAGCCGCUCCAGGCGGAUGAACCGAUCACUGCCAAAUUCCCAUUCACCGUACCGGACCCGCCUGGACAGCCACGCGUCAUCGACUGGGACACCUCGCAGGCCACUGUGGUUUGGACCAGGCCGAUAUCCGAUGGUGGUUCGCGUAUUCAGGGUUACAAGAUCGAGUUCCGCGAUCCCGCGGACGACGCCACGUGGCGAGUGGCGAACGACUACCUAGUGAAAGACACGACCUACAUCUGCUACAGUCUGGCGGCUGGUCACGAGUACGAGUUCAGGAUACGAGCCAUGAACGCGGCCGGAUACAGCAGGCCCAGCCCGCCCUCGCCGGCGUUCAAGAUCAAGAGCAAGUUCAACGUGCCAUCGCCACCUGGCACGCCGCAAGUCGUCAAAGUCGGCAAGAACUACGUCGAUCUCAAAUGGGAGGCGCCGAUUUCCGACGGUGGCAGCCGUAUCACCGGCUACGUGAUCGAAAAACGGGAAGUCGGAAGUCCCAUCUGGGCGAAGUGCAACGAGUACAACGUCACCGACACGGAGUACACCGUGAUGCAUCUGAUAGAGCGCGGCGACUACGAGUUCAGGAUCUUCGCGGUGAACGCCGCCGGAAGGUCGGAACCGAGCUCCUGCACCACGCCCGUCAAGAUCUGCGAGGUCGUGGGCGGCGAGAAGCCAGAGUUCGUCAGAACGUUGCCCGUCAGUCAGAUCAUGCCACUCGGCAAGACUCUCGUGUUCGAGUGCGAGGCCACUGGAAACCCUCUACCGACGGCCAGGUGGCUGAGAAACGGCCGGGAAAUCACUCUCGGCGGUCGUUUCCGUACGGAGGCGUUCGACGGAAUCUACAGACUGGUGAUAUCGGAGGUCAUGGUCGCGGACGACGGCGAUUACAGCUGCCAAGUGGCGAAUCCGCUCGGCGCGGCCACGACGACGUCCAGAUUGAAGAUCGGCAGCCCGCCGCGCAUCGAGCGUAUGCCGGACGACCUGUACCUGGCCGAGGGCGACAACACGAAGAUCAAGAUCUACUACAGCGGCGACCAGCCCAUGGAGAUUACCCUGAAGAAGGAUGGAAAGAAGAUCGACGACGGGCCUCACAUCAAGUACACCGUGUUCGACGAUUACCUGAUCAUCUUCAUCAAGGACAUCCAGUCGGACGACGCGGGCAAUUACAAUCUCUCGAUCUCGAACGACAGCGGCAGCGUGAGCGGUUCCUUCAACGUGUACAUCACCGGUUUGCCUGGACCGCCGACAGGACCGCUGGACGUUUCGGACAUCAACAAACACAACUGCACCCUGUCCUGGCACCCGCCGAAGGUGGACGGUGGUCUUCGCGUGACUCACUACGUCGUCGAGCGUCGCGACGUCACCCACACUCACUGGAUCACGAUCUCGUCCUUCUGCAAGGACUGCAGUUUCAUGGUGCAGGGCCUGACGGAGGGACAGGAGUACCUGUUCCGAGUGAUGGCCGUGAACGACAACGGAAUGGGACCACCGUUGGAAGGAGCGAAUCCUAUCAAGGCCAAGGCGCCGUUCGAUCCACCGGGUCCUCCGGGAACGCCAAAGGUCACCGAGAUCGGCGGAGACUUCGUGCACCUCUCCUGGGAGAAGCCCGAGACGGACGGCGGGUCCAAGGUUCAAGGCUACUGGAUCGACAAGCGCGAGGCCGGCAGCCAGACUUGGCAACGCGUGAACGUCGCCAUCUGCAUGCCGACGCAGAUCAACAUCACCAACCUGAUCGAAGGAAGGCAAUACGAGUUCCGCGUGUUCGCCCAGAACGUCGCGGGCAUUGGUCCAGAGUCCAAGGCUUCGACUUCGGUGAAGAUCACCGAUCCUCAGGCGGCGAAGGCUCCGGAGGUUAUACAGCCUCUGCACAAGGUCAACUGCGUGCAGAACCACAACGCGACGUUCACGUGCAAGAUCAUAGGCACCCCGAGGCCGACGAUCACCUGGUUCAAGGGCGCCCGCGAGAUCGUCAGCGGAUCUCGCUACAACAUAUACUCGGAGGGCGACGUGCACAACCUGGUGAUACACGACGUAUUCGGCGAGGACGCGGACGAGUACUUCUGUCGCGCUGUGAACAAAUGCGGCGUCAAGUCGACCAAGGGCGAGCUUCUGAUAAAGACCCCGCCGAAACUGAACGUUCCGCCGCGGUUCAGAGACACCGCGUUCUUCGACAAGGGCGUGAACGUGGUCAUCAAGAUUCCGUUCACCGGCUACCCGAAACCCAAGAUCAGCUGGGUGAGGGAAGGCGAGACGAUAGAAUCCGGAGGACACUACACGGUAGAGGUGAAGGAGAGACACGCCGUGCUGACCAUCAUAGAUGGCAGCCGAAUCGACUCGGGACCUUAUCGCAUCACCGCGGAGAACGAUCUUGGCCAGGACACGGCUAUCAUCAAGAUCCAGAUCAGCGACCGACCAGACCCACCCAGAUUCCCUCAGAUCGACAACGUUGGACACGACUCGCUGGCCCUCAGCUGGAAGCCACCGGUUUGGGACGGCGGCAGCAACAUCACCAACUACCUCGUAGAAAAGAGGGAACACCCCAUGACCAGCUGGAUCAGGGUUGGAAACACGAGGUUCUGCUCGAUGGCGGUCACGGGACUCAGCGCGGGACACCAGUACGACUUCAGGGUCUGCGCGGAGAACAUCUACGGGAGAUCCGAUCCCAGCGAGGUGACGCCGUUGAUAACGACCAAGGGCACCGUGAAGAGGGAGUUCAAGCAGAAGGAGUACAAAGUGGACGCGACCGGAAAGAAGAUUCGCGGCAGGGACGACGAGAAACCGCGCGACUACGAUCAAUUCGUCUUCGACGUUUACAGCAAAUACGUGCCGCAGCCGGUUGAGAUCAAGCACAUCUCCGUCUACGACAGAUACGACAUCCUCGAAGAGAUUGGCACGGGCGCCUUCGGGGUCGUCCAUCGCUGCCGCGAACGCGCCACCGGGAACAUAUUCGCCGCCAAGUUUAUUCCAGUGUCCCACGCGAUGGAGAAGGAGCUCAUCAGGAAGGAGAUCGACAUAAUGAACCAGCUGCACCAUCCGAAAUUGAUCAACCUCCACGAUGCCUUCGAGGACGACGACGAGAUGGUCCUGAUAUUCGAAUUCUUGUCCGGCGGUGAACUCUUCGAGAGGAUCACGGCGGAAGGGUACACCAUGUCCGAGGCCGAGGUCAUCAACUACAUGAGGCAGAUCUGCGAGGCCGUCAAGCACAUGCACGAGAAGAACAUCAUACACUUGGACAUCAAGCCCGAGAACAUCAUGUGCCAGACGCGCAACAGCUCCAACGUGAAACUGAUCGACUUCGGUUUAGCCACGAAGCUCGAUCCCAACGAGGUGGUCAAGAUCAGCACCGGCACAGCCGAAUUCGCGGCUCCUGAGAUCGUCGAGCGCGAACCAGUCGGAUUCUACACGGACAUGUGGGCCUGCGGUGUUUUGGCCUACGUCCUGUUGAGCGGCCUUUCACCGUUCGCCGGAGACAACGACAUCGAAACCCUGAAGAACGUCAAGGCCUGCGACUGGGACUUCGACGAAGAAGCAUUCCGCGAUGUUUCCGAGGAGGGCAAGGACUUCAUUAGGCGACUGCUCGUCAAGAAUAAAGAGAAACGUAUGACUGCCCACGAAUGUCUCGUGCACGCGUGGUUGACCGGAGACCACAGCGACAGAACCAAGGCGAUCUCCAGCAGCAGAUACCUCCGCUUCAGGGACAGACUGCGCGCCAAGUACGAGGACUGGGACAAAUACGUCCUCCCCAUCGGUCGACUGGCCGAGUACUCCUCGCUCAGGAAACUGCUGAUCGAGAAAUACAAGAUUUACGAUUCCUGCUUCGAUCGACGACAAGCCGCGCCAAGGUUCGUCAUCAAACCUACGAGCGCGUUCGCUUACGAGGGCCAAAGCGUCAAGUUCACUUGUCGCGUGAUCGCCACCGCUGACCCAACCCUCACCUGGUUCCACAACAACCAGGAGCUCAGACAAUCCGUCAAGUUCAUGAAACGAUACCACGGCGAGGACUACACUUUCAUCAUCAACAGAGUGAAGCUCGAGGACAGAGGGGAAUACGUGAUCAGGGCUGAGAAUCAUUACGGUUACAGGGAGGAGGUCGUUUUCCUCAACGUGCAACCGCUACCAGUAGAGAUACCGAAGUACAGACCGGAACUGCAUCCAGUGCGAAGAAGAGAACCUCUCGGCUACAACGUCUGGUUGGAGACCAUCGAAUCGGCGCCGAGCUUCACCUUCCUGCUUCGACCUCGCGUCAUCCAAGUCAGGCAAACGUGCAAGCUCCUCUGCUGUCUCGCAGGCAAUCCACCGCCCACGGUUAAAUGGUACAAGGACAGAGACGAGCUUUCCAAGCAUCACUACGCCAUGACGCACUCGGACGGCGUCGUGACGAUGGAGAUUAUCGACUGCAAGCCGGAGGACAGCGGCAAGUACCGCUGCGUGGCGACCAACAAACACGGAAAGGACGAGACCACUUGCGUCGUCAUUGUCGAAGGCACUGGAGAAACUGAGGAGCAGGUUAAAUUAGCGCACGACCUCCUACAUUCCGGAGAUCGAAGAUUUAUCGAGCAACCGCUGAAACCAGCACCGCCGCCGAUCAUAACGGUUCACAAAUCGGGUGGAUACAGCGGGUACAGUUCCACCACCACGCAAGGUUCAUCGUCCAAUUACAGUAGUUCCACCAAUAAGCAGAAUUCCACGACUUCCUCUUCCUACAGAGCCACAGACUCCAGCACGGACAAACGAAGCACCAAGAAGUACGGCCUCGACGCCACGGGCAGCCCAUCUCGUUCCAGAAGUACCACUAAGGAAUUAGCUUAUCCUCCGGACGACUCGAUGCGGGCGCCACAGUUCACGAAAAAACUGAGCGAUCUUACUAUAAACGACGGAGAACAGUUAGAACUCAGCGCGAAGGUCGACGGUGACCCUGAACCUCAGGUCACCUGGUCCAAGAACGGCAAGGCGCUAAGCUCGUCAGGCAUCAUGGACCUGAAGUACAAAGCGGGAGUCGCGACUCUCGUUAUCAACGAAGUGUUCCCCGAAGACGAGGGCGAAUACACUUGUCAGGCGAGCAACAGCAUCGGUACCGUGACUACCUCCUGCAAGCUGACUAUAAAACCGGGCACGACUGCGGCCGCGAAGAAGAAGACCGACGACAAGCCCCCGAAGAUCGUGGACCACCUGACGAGCAUGUUCGUGAAGGAUGGCGAAGCCGUUUUGCUGAGCUGUCGAAUAAUCGGCGCCAAGAAGUUCGACGUGAUAUGGCUUCACAAUAACAAAGAGAUCAAGCCUAGCAAGGACUUCCAGUACAGCAACGAGGCGAACAUCUACAAAUUGAACAUCGCCGAGAUCUUCCCCGAGGACUCCGGCACCUACACCUGCGAAGCGUUCAACGACGCAGGGGAGAGCUUCUCGUCGUGCACAUUAAACGUACUUGUUCCAAACGAGGAACCGAAGAGCCCAGUCUUCACGACAUUCCCGCAAUCUGCAACGGUAGGCGAAGGCGAAUCGGUUACGUUCACAUGCAAGACUGAAACCGCGCCUUUGAAAGUAACGUGGUUGAAAGACGGAAAAGCGAUCCCAGAAAGUAGCAGCAGGUAUCUCUUCAGUUCAGACGGUGACAAAUCGUUCGAGUUGCGUAUCAAAUCCUGCACGGCCAGCGAUGUCGGCCAAUACGUUGCCCGCGCGAUCGGCAAGAAGGGCGAGACGAACGCUGCUUUCGCCCUAAACGUUACCAGCGACCAAUGAAAACGUUGAUACGUGCAAUGAUCGCGAUACGACAAAGCUUCCAACGAUGUUCUAUCGGGAGAACAAUGAUUUAGAAACGAAAACGAAUGAUAAAGAACAGAGGGAAACGUUUGAAACGGACUGUAAAAAAAAGAAUUACGACUCGCGAAGUAAGUCGCGACGAUAGGUGGUUAUUAUAAGGUUCGUGUAUAAAAGAGAAAUUGGAGAACUAUUGUAUUCGCACUAUUCUAUUAUGUAAAUUAUCAUGGAACGCUGUAUUUUCUUUUUGUGUGCUUAUCAUUAUCGCAAGAAACACGUGUCGUUGUUGUGGUGAACGAAGAAUCUAAGACGUCGAACAAUACACGGAUAGCACGCGCAAUCUAUACGCUAAUACGAGCUUUGCUGUAUACACGAAUUACCAUAUUUUAAGUAAACAAUUAUGCAUAACGACGGUACGAAAUUUAAACGAUAAAUCGUCACGGUCGAUUCCGGCGGACGAACCAGCAUCCUCGAAUAUAACAACGUCGUCUAACAUCUUGUCUCGCCGGGAUGACUGUACGAAACGAUCGAUACUGUCGAGAUGUACGUCCUUAUUCCAUGUAAUCGUACGCACUGUCGUGUUAUACUUGUUUGAAGACUGCUUCCGUUACAAAAUUUACGAUAAAUAAAAUAUAAUUCAAAUAUAAAA